UUUUUUUUCUAUUUUGUAUAAUUUCUUUCCACACGCGUAUAAGUUCAUUCUCUCUCCUCUACCAUUCAUCGAAAAUUCAACAUGCAGGCGAGUGACAGGUUUAAUAUAAACUCCCAGCUUGAGCAUCUGCAGGCCAAAUAUGUCGGCACAGGGCACGCCGACUUGACUCGAUUUGAAUGGGCUGUGAAUAUCCACCGAGAUAGCUACGCGUCGUAUGUCGGGCAUUAUCCGAUGUUGGCCUACUUUGCCGUUGCGGAAAAUGAAUCCAUUGGGAGAGAGCGCUACAAUUUCAUGCAGAAAAUGCUUUUGCCGUGUGGUCUUCCUCCUGAGAGAGAAGAGGAAUGAAGUGACUUGUGAGAUUAUGGAUUGGAGGCUAUAAACGGCACUCAUUCGGAAAUUGUCUCCUAAGCAAUGAUUUUGCUUCUAAUUGUUGUUGAUCUUCAUCCUACUGUAAAGAUUUGAUGCUUGUGUUUGAACUGUUUAAACAUGCAAUCGUUUAGUGUUUGUAUUAACGUUGUUUCGUAGUACCUAUAAUUGUGAUGUUGCGUCUUGUUACCUAUGAUGUGAACAUAAACAAUUUAUUUCGAAAUUUGCUUCCUUUCGGCGGAUUA
Molecule: messenger RNA, 611 nt
Organism: Erythranthe guttata (spotted monkey flower)
Lineage: Eukaryota; Viridiplantae; Streptophyta; Magnoliopsida; Lamiales; Phrymaceae
Product: Splicing factor 3B subunit 5/RDS3 complex subunit 10
Biological process (GO): mRNA splicing, via spliceosome
Cellular component (GO): U2 snRNP; precatalytic spliceosome
Source: RefSeq, a predicted model, not a curated record